UUCGCAGCAGCAUUCGGCCCAGGUAUGGGAAUCCCAUAAAGCUGAAAUACGGCGACUGUAUUUAGAAGAGAACAGGCCACUGAAGGAAGUCAUGGCGAUAAUGCGUCAAAAGGGGUUUCGGGCAACGUGAGUCGUCAAGUUUUAGUUUCCAUCACCUCUUGUAUACCCCGUUGGUUAACGAUGGCUUGGCAGUGUCAGAAUGUACAAAUCGCGCUUCGACAAGUGGGGUUUUAGUAAAAAUAACAGCAAGAAGGACGUUAUCGCGAUGUUACAGGUCCAACGUCAACGAAAUGCUGUCGGCAAACGCACAGCCUUUCAUCGCAACGGAAAGGAGGUGGCUAUCGAUGCUUACCUCAAGAGGAAAGGCAUCUCGCAAUACGAUCUCGUAGAACCCGGUCUGGCCGAGAACCUCCCCGAGAACUUGCGCUGCCUUACACCACCUCCCGAAAGCCCCAAGGCCUUACAUGCCCCAGGUAAUCUAUCGCUUCAGGAACUCGUCUUGCAAUGCGCGAGAGAUUUGGCCUGGAAUUGGUACUGCCCGCCUGAUACUCCAUUAGUUGCUUGCGCAGCCCAUUACCGUGGAGACGAGUUACGCUGUGCCAUCACAGAUAUUACCAAUGCGGACUGGCUAUUCUCUGUUGGGCAGUAUGAACGGGGUGGCGCAAUGUGCGAGCAAGGUUUCAAGUCUUUGCACUUAGUUUUUAAAAAGCCAUCGAUAUAUGGAUUGCUGCAUUUGUUAAUCACUGUGCUUGAUGCCUCGAAUAAAGGGGUUGUCAAGGAAAUUUGGCGAUACCUUUCUGCAUACGCGUCUGCCGUUCGACUCGAUGGGCCUAUGGUGCGACUCUUUCAGGGAAUGUGGAAAUAUCUUAGCACUCAUGAGUAUGAGGAAUUCUGGGACUUUAUUUUCGAGUGUACCGAAAAGCUCCUUCUAGUCGAAGAACAUCAUUCUGGCCUCCCGGCGGAUACGCUACCAAGGCUUUAUCCUAUAUUGUUCAUCCCACGAGCUUACCAAUACCAGUCCCAACCCUAUCGCCGGCUUCAGAGCCGCUGCGACUUUCAACGGCUAGUCCAAGGGCCCAUGCCAACGGCGAUAGAGGAAUUGACCGUUUUUCAGGCAACCGAACUACUCAUUCUAGGAAACCAGACGUUGUGGCAAGGCGAUCGCGUUUUCGAGCUUGCUAACACUGUCCUUGAGAACACGAAGGGCAUUGCAUAUAACACCGAAUUUUUCGUAUACAUCGCACUAACUUCGCUAGCCCACUACCACAGAAAUCAGUUUUUACUGAAGAAGGAUCCAAUUUCUAAGGAAUCAAACCACCAACUAUCGGUACACUACCUUGAACAGAUUGCCUCGGUGAUGGAGGGUCAAUGGGAUCCCGACAUGGGAUACCUUCUCGGCGAAUUGGAGCGAUUGGAGCAUUGGUAUAGGGAAGCAGGCGACAUUGCUCAAGCAGACGUCGCGCACAUCAGAUGGCAGAAAGCUUUGGAAUCGAUACCCAAGGAUUUCGUUAGAGGGCAAAAAGGCAUAUUGCAUUAGUUCCUGGAACACCAGGGGACAAUACACCACCACUAAGUCGCGACAUCUAGGAGCCUAUCAUGGAGAUGGGUGGCUGUGUAUAUGUAUAGACAUAUUCGUUCUUAUAGGGAUUUGCUUUUGGGUAGCGCCGGUGUUACGGAUAGGUAACAAACUGCAUGGCGCUGCGAGUCUCGAUUUGCUCCUAUUAGGGAUAAGACAAAUCUUGAGCCUGGUUAGAAUCGUCUGCUUGCUAGCAGUCUGUAUAUAUCUACAGAAUACAGAAUACAGAAUAAAAAAACAUUGCACAUA
This is a messenger RNA of Daldinia decipiens, 1825 nucleotides long. RefSeq lists its product as uncharacterized. NCBI's taxonomy places the organism in Eukaryota, Fungi, Ascomycota, Sordariomycetes, Xylariales, Hypoxylaceae. The coding region runs from base 200 to 1537 and encodes 445 amino acids. The record is from RefSeq and is a predicted model, not a curated record. The transcript has a single exon.